Mus pahari (shrew mouse) is the source of this 930-nucleotide messenger RNA. RefSeq names its product nudix hydrolase 4 (gene Nudt4). Gene Ontology annotation, biological process: diadenosine pentaphosphate catabolic process; adenosine 5'-(hexahydrogen pentaphosphate) catabolic process; diadenosine hexaphosphate catabolic process. Lineage: Eukaryota; Metazoa; Chordata; Mammalia; Rodentia; Muridae. Gene Ontology annotation, cellular component: nucleus; cytoplasm. Gene Ontology annotation, molecular function: bis(5'-adenosyl)-hexaphosphatase activity; bis(5'-adenosyl)-pentaphosphatase activity; diphosphoinositol-polyphosphate diphosphatase activity. The coding region runs from base 378 to 917 and encodes 179 amino acids. The transcript has 5 exons. The record is from RefSeq and is a predicted model, not a curated record.
UCUGCCCGGUCUGCAUCGUCGCUUCCAACUGUCUCCGCGUGGCACGAGCCACGAGCCGCGCUCUUCCCCCGGCGGCGGCGGCGGCGGCAAGCAAGGAGUGGCUGCGAGCGGCGGCGGGCUCCAUGGAGAGCGGCGGGCGCCGGGGCAGAGGCGGCGCUUCCACCGCUGCACCCGGACUGCAGUGACCCGCGUUCCGCCCCGCGUCCCGGCGGCCGCAGGGCCUCGCCGUCCGUGUCCGUGCUGCCGCCGCCGCCGCCGUCCGUCCCACCGGCGCCCGAGCAUCGCGACUUCCUUCGGCCCGACUCCCCGGCGGGGUGGCGGCGGCCGGGUCCCCACGGUGGCUGCCGGAGCAGCGGCUGCAGGAGCCCGGCUCUAGGAUGAAGUUCAAGCCCAACCAGACGCGGACGUACGACCGCGAGGGCUUCAAGAAGCGGGCGGCCUGCCUGUGCNUCCGCAGCGAGCAGGAGGACGAGGUGUUGCUGGUGAGUAGCAGUCGGUACCCAGACCAAUGGAUUGUCCCAGGAGGAGGGAUGGAGCCGGAGGAGGAGCCUGGCAGUGCUGCCCUGAGGGAGGUGUAUGAAGAGGCUGGAGUCAAAGGAAAGUUAGGCAGACUCCUGGGAAUAUUUGAGAAUCAAGACCGGAAGCACAGAACGUACGUUUAUGUUCUGACAGUCACUGAAAUAUUGGAAGAUUGGGAGGACUCUGUGAAUAUAGGAAGGAAGAGAGAGUGGUUCAAAGUAGAAGAUGCCAUCAAGGUUCUUCAGUGUCAUAAGCCUGUCCACGCAGAGUAUCUGGAAAAACUAAAGCUGGGGUGUUCUCCGACCAAUGGAAAUUCCUCGGUCCCUUCCCUCCCAGAUAACAAUGCCUUGUUUGUGACUGCUGCACCACCCUCUGGGGUGCCAUCCAGUAUAAGAUAGAGGGUUGGGGCCC